This is a messenger RNA of Aspergillus calidoustus, 1470 nucleotides long. The record is from the annotation of a GenBank genome assembly. Lineage: Eukaryota; Fungi; Ascomycota; Eurotiomycetes; Eurotiales; Aspergillaceae.
AUGUGCUCGUCAGCCCACUUUUCCGGCUCUGACAACUUUCAGCUCCAGUCAGAUGAGUUUGCAUCCUGGCUAUCCUCUAGACCUGGUGUCACGGUCAGUCCCAAAAUCCGCAUCGCAGACCUCCGAGCAAUCGCUGCUGGACGAGGCGUCGUGGCUCAAGCCGACAUAGUUGAAGGCGAAGAACUUUUCACCAUCCCGCGAGACCUAGUCCUUUCGACCCACAGUUCAAAACUGAGCCAUCUGCUCUCCCAAAACCUCGAAGAGCUCGGACCAUGGCUGGCUCUUAUGCUGGUUAUGAUGUACGAGUUCCUGCAGGGCGAUGCAUCGACGUGGGCACCAUAUUUCAAGGUUCUUCCUCGCAGCUUUGACACGCUUAUGUUCUGGUCCGAAGAAGAGCUCGCGGAGCUUCAGGGGAGCGCGGUCAUGGAUAAGAUUGGGAAACAGGGGGCUGAGGACCUUAUUUUGGGAUCUAUUGCUCCUAUUGUGAGGUCAAAUCCUGCUCUUUUCCCCCCGAUUGAGGGGCUCGCUUCGUACGACGGUGAUGCAGGUACCCAGGUGCUUUUGAACCUCGCUCAUACAAUGGGGUCUCUGAUCAUGGCCUAUGCAUUCGACGUUGAGAAGCCUGAGAAUGAGGAGCGUGAUGGUGAAGAUGGAUACUUGACCGAUGAGGAAGAGGAGCAGUAUUUCAAGGGCAUGGUGCCACUCGCUGACAUCCUUAAUGCGGAUGCGGACCGGAACAAUGCACGUCUCUUUCAGGAAGAAGAAUUCCUGGUCAUGAAGGCGAUCAAGUCCAUCAAAGCUGGGGAGGAGAUUUUUAACGACUAUGGCGAAAUCCCUCGUGCCGACCUUUUAAGGCGAUAUGGAUAUGUCACCGAUAACUACGCUCCAUACGAUGUCGUCGAGCUUUCACUCAAUCAGCUCUGCUCCGCCGCCGGUCUGUCCAACUCGAGCAUUGAGCAUCAGCCACGGCUCCAACUUCUUGAAAGCUUAGACCUCCUCGACGAUGGUUACGCCAUUCCAAGACCAUCAUCGACCGAUUCUCUGUCAGAUAUCAUCCCCGAGGAGCUUGCCCUCCUUGUCAAGACCCUAACAUUAUCACCCGAACGAUUCUCCGAACGGCAACAGAAGCAAAAACCACCCAAGCCAUCCCUUGAUGCCGCAGAGGCCAGGCUGCUCUACAGUGCAGUUCAGCUGAAUCAGAGCCGAUAUGCGACCUCAAUAGCACAGGACCAGGAGCUUCUCGCCCAGCUUUCCCAAACAGAGGCCGCUAUUGGUACCCUUGAAGGGCCUACCCGGCGGCGGAAAAUGGCUAUUCAGGUGCGCUUGGGCGAGAAGGAGAUUUUGCAGGAUCUCUCUAUCAAACUAAGUGCCUAUCUCGCAAACGCCGAUGGCUCCAACUCUGGCUCUGCAAAGCGCACAGCAAGCGGCUUUGCCGACGAUUUGAGACGAGCGAAGGCUCCAAGGACUUGA